Molecule: messenger RNA, 1323 nt
Organism: Rasamsonia emersonii CBS 393.64
Lineage: Eukaryota; Fungi; Ascomycota; Eurotiomycetes; Eurotiales; Trichocomaceae
Product: Aspartate transaminase
Exons: 5
Coding region: 1-1323 (440 amino acids)
Biological process (GO): L-aspartate biosynthetic process
Cellular component (GO): cytosol
Molecular function (GO): L-aspartate:2-oxoglutarate transaminase activity; pyridoxal phosphate binding
Source: RefSeq, a predicted model, not a curated record
AUGUUGAUUGAAUCCCAGACCCAGCCAGACAACAGCUCGAGCUCAAGCUCGCGCUCGCGCUUGGCGGGCCUGCCAGAAGCCGCUGUCGACGAAAUCUUCGCCCUCAACCAUGCCUAUGCCACCGACACGCAUCCGGACAAAGUCAGCCUAGGCAUUGGCGUCUACCGCACCCCCGACGGCAAGCCGUGGCCGCUGCCCUCGGUGCAGAAGGUCGAGGAGGAGCUGCUGCACGAAAACGACCCCUUCCGCCACGAGUACCUGCCCAUCGAGGGUGACCAGGUCUUUCUCGACCUGGCCCGCGACCUGAUGUUUGGUUUCAAGCACGACAAGGCGCUCGAGACGCCCGCCGAGAAGGAAGCGAAGCGCCGCAUCGCCUCCGUGCAGACCAUCUCCGGCACCGGCGCCAACCACGUCGGCGCCGUGUUUCUCGCCCAGCACCUCAAGCCCAAGCACGUCUGGAUCUCCAGCCCCUCGUGGCCCAACCACCAGACCAUCUGGGACCUGCAGGGCGUGCCGCGGAAGAGCUACCCGUACUUUGACGCCGCGACGCGUUCGUUCGACUUCGAAGGCACCAUGCGGACGUUGGAGGCCGAGGCCGAGGAAGGCGACGUGAUCGUCCUGCACGCCUGCGCCCACAACCCCACGGGCAUCGACCCGACCAAGGAGCAGUGGAAGGCCAUCGCUGACCUCUGCCAGCGGAAGGGCCUCUUCCCGUUCUUCGACUCGGCCUACCAGGGCUUCGCGUCGGGUUCCGUGGACGAGGACGCCUGGGCGGUGCGGUACUUCUUCAACCUGGAGCCGCGCAUGGAGAUGUGCGUGGCGCAGAGCUUCUCCAAGAACUUUGGCCUGUACGGUCAGCGCGUGGGGGCGUUCCACCUCGUGACGAACGGCGAGACGGACCAGCAGCUCGUCGCCAAGAACCUGUGCCAUAUCAUCCGCGGCGAGUACUCGAUGGCGCCGCGGGCCGGCAGCACGAUCGUGAAGCGGAUCCUGGGCGAUGAGCAGCUGCGCGCGGCCUGGCAGCGAGACUUGGACGUCAUGAGCUCGCGGAUUAAGAAGAUGCGGCGGGCGCUGUAUGACGAGUUGGUGCGGCUGAAGACGCCGGGGAACUGGGAGCACAUCAUCAAUCAGAACGGAAUGUUCUCCUACACCGGCCUCACGCUGCGACAGGUGCUGGCCCUGAGGGAGCAGUACCACAUCUACCUGCUUAAGUCGGGCCGGGCGUCGAUCAGUGGAUUGAGCGACAACAACGUCGCCUAUGUGGCGAAGGCGAUUGAUGAUGUUGUCCGGACGUGGGGCAUUAUAGGUAUUAUUGUUAUUUGA